CGUCAAAUUUCGAAAACGCGGUAACUGAGGUAGUCAGUCAUCGACUCACCUUUCUUCUACUUUGGCUCACUGCCAACAUCUUCGUCGCCGCUCACGCAUUAUCUACUUUUCGCCACUUAUCAUCCUAUUUGAUCUCCUCUUCUCCUUCCGCUCCCUUAGCAAUCCUUCGUCAUAUUUUGCUUAAAUCUGAACCAGACUUCUCGAAGCUGGCUCAGUUUCGCACCCUUCUUUAACUGACCCUUCCACGCGUCUUAUAUGCAAUCCGAGCCUUCUAAAGCUGAAAACAGUACUUUGACAAGCGUCCCAAUCAAAGAACACUCCUCUUCUCAUUCUCAGCAUGGCAAACGUCGCGCAGAUAAGAUUCCAGGGGGGGAUGAGGGGCUGCGGAAGUCGCCCCUCUCCUCUACCCCGCGGGAAGAGGUCCAAUCUCAAAAUCUGCCGCUUAGACCAGAAAAUGGCCAGGCUCAACAGCAAGAGAAUGGGAUGAAAAAGGGGGAAGUGCAUGUUACACAGGUUGACGCGACUGAAACCAGAGCUGCGGAAGGAAAGCUGGCUCCAACUGCCGUAGCUACUCCUAUUACGAGCAACAUAAAUGGAAGUCACAAUGACACGGAUCCAAUGACUAGCAGACCAUCCCCCGAGAGAGUAGAGUCACAUACCAUAGGAGAUGCAACUCUAACGCCUUCAUUGUUUGGCGAGCCUAGUCCUCGUACGGACCUUGGGCACCACCCGUCAGCAGAUCGAAUUACGCAGUAUGAGCAGGCAUUGUCUCCAUCUCCAUCGAAACGCCACCAAUCUCUUGGCUUCCAGGUCAUCAAGUCGCGUGUAGUGCGCCCGGGUGUUAACAGGUCGCCACUUGCAGAAUUCCCCAAUGAGGUUCUAACGCAUGUUCUGUCAUAUCUACCACCUUCCUCUUUGUCAGCAGUUGCUCUCGUUUCUCGUCGGUUUCGCGACCUUGUUACGACGCCGCACUCUUGGAGAGUCGCCUUUUCGCGCUUCUUUCCCGGCUUGGAUGCCUUCCAGCUCCUGGGAUCUUCAAUCUUCAGUGACAACGAUUCAGAUGAUGGCAUUGAUGAACUGCGGUCUGAGAAAAGGGUGUUCACUCGAUUGAGCGCCCUCGCCUCCUGGAGGAGUGAAUAUAUUUUACGCACGCGGCUACUUCGGUCUUUGGGGCGCGGAAAGCCGGUCCAGCUGCAGCAAUCACCUGCUACGCCCUCCCGCUCCGGCUCAACACAAGGCAAUGCAGUUAAUACCUAUUAUUCACAGCACUACACGACUGUCAAUCAUAUCCACGUUACAUUUGGCGCAGGUUUAAAUAAGAAGCUUCCCAAAUUCAUCCAUGGCGCAGAUGAGGAUGGAUCCAGUCGUCUGAGUGACCCUCUGACGGGUAAAGUGGACGCCUGGGGUUUGACAGAUCCACAGCGCUUUCUGCAGUUUUCAGACACGCACCCCGGCGAUGCGCCAUAUGGCUUAGGUCCUGGGGAGCUUGUUGGAGCUCCGAAUGUCAUGGAUGUGAGCCAACCGUUUGGCAGCGUGUACGGCGAGGGUACCCCGGGAGGUUCGGUAUACUAUCGAUCAACCGAGGAGAUGAGAGGCCGCUUCCUGCUUGGAUCUGUAGCUCAUGCCACCCCGGAAAAGGGCAUACCCAAGGUGCCUACGCAGGCAGAGUCAAUCAACUCAGUUUGGAUUGCGAAAUCCAAUAUGAUCCCUUCUAUGAGCGAUGGAUUGAUUGGGAUUCUGAGCGGCUCCUCUUGCGGAAUAGUGACAGCAUACAGUUUUGGAGCUGACGGGCUCAACGAUCAACGCCUUGGCCGCGGGGAAAUAACGGCGCGAUGGGUUCUCAGCCCAGGAGUGCCGAUUAUAUCAAUUGUAGUUGAUGAGGUAUUCUCAGCCAAGCGUUUCGCCAAGUCUCGCAUCUGGGCCGUUGCUCUUAAUGCUUUAGGAGAAGUGUUUUAUCUUUCCGAGUUUCCGAAACGGCACGAGAUUGACCGCCAGGCUAGGCUCGAUUUGCUGGAAACUGAACGAUUGGCAUGGUCGACUGGUAGGACAGUGCAAUGGACACUUGUGGAACCCACUCGCCGUCUUGCUAGAGUUGACCCUUACAGCCGAUCUGAAGUCGACGGAAGUUACACUCCGCGGUCAUCCUGGGACGGCGUUGGCCUGGGACGGGAGCAAUUGAUGGCUGAGACACGGGAGAUUGAAAAAUUUCUCAACUUCCAGCCGAAGCAUUUCCGGAAAAUAUGCCAAGGCUGGGAUAUGCGAAGGCGGUUGGAGGUAGACUUUGCUGGUGAUGAUGGGAAUGAUGCAGGCGAAGCAAUUUUCGUUAUUGGAUGUGGUUUGGACCAUGGCACGACCGCAGAUGUCAAACGAUUUGUUCGAUUCAGAGUCAAUCAGGGCCAACGCUUUGGAAGCGGUCCAUCGACCCCACAAGCAACACCGGUCAUUAAGCCUACAAUCCCCGGGAAGAAGCCUUCUCUCUUUGGCGGACCAGUGGGUGAAGUGUCUGAUGUACCGCUUCCUCCUGCAAGUGACACAUCAGGUCCAAGCACGCCUGAGCUGUUGGCAUCUCGCAAUUCUCCGCAGCAAGCCUACGAAGAAUGGCGGCUCUCUAAGUACGAAUUUGGAUCAUUGAAAGGGAGUCAAAUCACUGUAUCUGCAAUUGACAAGUCUGCAUAUGCUCAGUUGACAGCAUCUGAAGACCCACUACUCAAUCUCUCCGGUCUUUCUGCGGCGUCAACUCCACUAGCUACGCCUCCACAAGAGCCAUAUCGGUCACUCAAUAUGUCUGAUGUUCCCGGGCACCGUGCCCGAUUUCUUGCCGUCGGAACUAAAACGGGCAGCAUCCUUGUAUGGGACAUGCGUGCGGCGCCCCCGGCGAAUGCGGACAUUGAUAACGUUGUAACUCCGAUAAGGGUGAUUCAUACAGACUCCCCACAAAUCUCUUGUCUUGCCUUGUCAGCGCUCUACCUUGUUCAUGGCGGCAACGAUGGCCUUGUUCAGGCAUGGGAUCCACUAGCUUCAACUCUCUCGCCGAUUCGAACCCUGCAUUCACGCUUUUCUUCCCGUGCUCGGCGCCGUCUUGUUCAAGCCGAAGCAUCCAUCGAGGGUGUGGGAAUCAAUCUUUUUGCAGCAGGGGCUGUUUUCCUAGACCCUGAUCCAACAGUACUUCGGGGUAUGGUCUCAUUGGGCACGUAUCUUCGAUACUGGAGUUACAGUUCGUCCGCGGCUGAGCAGUACAAGAGCCAAAAACGCCGGCUUCGCCGAUCUGAGCGAGGAAGUAAUGCCGGCGGAGAACGAUUUUCUGGAUCUGGCCGGGGCGCUAUGCGGGGCUAUAUUGCCAACGAGCAGCAUGAACUCGAAGUUGAAAAGGCCCAAAAGCGACGGGAGGCGGAACGUUUUGCUGGUCGAUUUGGCACAGAAUUACUAGGCAAGGAUGCUACGGAAGAAGACAUUCUCGCCUACGCGGCAUUGCUAAGCGAGGAAAGCCUGAAAGCCGAGCAGGAGCGACGAGAGAGCGAGAUUGCCAAUGUAGCAUACGGUGAUGCAUCCACAAUUGCCGAAGCUGGAAGUGCUGCUUUCGACGGUCCCAGUACCGGCGCCACACCUGCUGCAAACGCUAGCGGCAACACUGCAGUCUCAAAGAUCAGCGCAGCAAACGUGCCUGACACAGAUCCCGGCUCCACUGAGCAUCUCAUUCAAGAAGACGAAGAACUUGAUCCUGAACUCGCGCAAGCAAUUCGUUUGAGUCUCGAAGAGGCUGCUAAUUCUCCAACUGCGGCAGCUCACUUGCCCGAUGUUCCCGUACGGUGGGGCAAAGGCGCCAAGCCACCGUCGCCAUCGUGGCAGCUCCCAGAGGACUUUGAUCCCGCCUGGCUUGCCGAAGACGAUACGGUUUCUGGAGCUCCUGGUUUUGGCUCCAGUAAAGUUAUUCACGACCCUCCAUUUGGAUAUUAUUCUUCGACCAAUGGGAAUGGGCUUGGAUCCUCCGGCUCCGGCUCGGGAUCUAAUUCUCGUGCUGAUGCUAUCGCGCAGUCUGCCAAAGAGCAUUCACAACCCCAUGAGUCUAAUGAUACCAAUCAAAUGGAUAUGAGCGACGAUCUCGACUUUGCUCUCCAACUCAGUCUUGCAGAGGAACAAUCUCGUCGCGAAGCCCAAGCUCAAGCCGAAGCCGAAGCCAAGGCUAAUGCUCUCAUGGCGCCCGCUAUUGAAAACGAGAAUACGCCAUCCGGUGCAGAUGUCGGUGCAGAAGUCGGUGACGAUACCAGUGCGGGCGCCAGCAAUGAUAAACGUCGUUCGAGCAGCAGGAGCAGCAGCACCGCCACCGGUGAUGAUACACCAGUCGACCCACCAACGACAGCGUUUAGCGUCACGCAUAACAUUCCGCGAAAAGACAGCCUAGAUGGUAGUGUUGCUGCCGCUGCUGUGCUGGACGACAAGGACUUUCCUGCCCUUGGCCCGUCUUCGCAUACUCGCGCCAGUGGUCAGAGUAGAAGUAGUACCAAGAAGGGUAAAGGGCGCGCCAUGUCGUGAAUGGCGCCUGUGGGUGAAAUGUGUGAACUGCAUUGAUAUGUUUGUUGAUAUUCAUCUUUGAUAAUGUUUUCGUUGGUUUAGAGAAAUUCCCCAAUUCUUUUUUUUCCCCUGCUCCAUUUCUUGCUUUCUAAUUCUUAUUUUGUCUUUUCCCUUUUCUCAUUUUUCAAUCUUCGGCUGUACGUACAUUAUACUACUUUUGACAUCUUGUAGCAAUGCAUCAUUGUCUGAAAUUUUAUCUAUUCCCUGUUCGUG
Molecule: messenger RNA, 4782 nt
Organism: Xylona heveae TC161
Lineage: Eukaryota; Fungi; Ascomycota; Xylonomycetes; Xylonales; Xylonaceae
Exons: 2
Coding region: 256-4530 (1424 amino acids)
Biological process (GO): proteasome-mediated ubiquitin-dependent protein catabolic process
Cellular component (GO): proteasome regulatory particle, base subcomplex; nucleus; cytosol
Molecular function (GO): polyubiquitin modification-dependent protein binding
Source: RefSeq, a predicted model, not a curated record